UAAACGUCAGAAACAGUGUAUCCAAUCAUAAUAUCUGACGCACGUAUGUUUACUUCCGGAUAUACAUGGUACCUGUUCUUGAAAGCCCAUAUUGUUUCCUCAUAUCCAUGAACUUGUGUGGAAUGUGGAAGAGGCUCUCAGUAUUCGCAAUUUCAUCUUUUCUGAAUAAAGAAGGCGAUACUCGGUUAUCUAGCCUACAUUGCUAACAUGCAGGGAAUAAGAUUUGUGUGUUUUGUAGAAAUGUAUUUCGCCGUCCGUGGUCGUCUGAUGUCAGACUUGAUGACAAAACAGUUGUCAUCACUGGAGCUAAUACCGGAAUCGGGAAAGAAACUGCUAUUGAUCUGGCUAAGAGGGGUGCAAGGAUAAUCAUGGCAUGCCGAGAUAUGGAAAGAGCCAGUACUGCACUGAAAGAGGUUACAGAGGCUUCUGGAAACCAAAAUGUGAUUAUAAAAAAACUGGAUUUGUCAGAUACAAUAUCAAUUCGGGAGUUUGCGGAGUUGAUCAAUAAGGAGGAGAAGCAGCUGAAUAUUCUUAUCAACAAUGCUGGAGUGAUGGUGUGUCCCUAUGGAAAAACAGCAGAUGGCUUUGAGAUGCAGAUCGGUGUGAAUCACAUGGGACAUUUCCUUUUGACCUACCUGCUCCUGGACCUUAUCAAAAAAUCCGCCCCUGCCAGGAUCGUCACUGUGUCCUCUAUGGCCCAUUCAUGGGGCACCAUCAACCUGGAGGACAUCAACAGUGAGAAGAGCUACGACAAGAAGGCAGCUUAUAGCCAGAGCAAGCUGGCCAAUGUGCUGUUCACGCGCUCACUGGCCAUGAAGCUGAAAGGCGCCGGGGUGACCGCAUAUUCCCUGCACCCUGGAGUGGUGCAGACAGACCUAUGGAGACAUCUCAACAAAGCUCAACAGGCCGUCAUGUGGAUGGUCAGCCCCUUCACCAAGACCUCUGUGCAGGGAGCUCAGACCUCCAUCUACUGUGCUGUGGCCCCUGAAUUGGCAACAGAGAGUGGUGGAUACUACAGUGACUGUGCUCCAGCAACCUGUUCCACUCUUGGCUCUGAUGACACUCUGGCCCAGCGCCUGUGGGACCUCAGCUGCAAGAUGCUCAAUGUAUCGUGGGACUAAAAAAUGCCUUAAAAGCUGCCACUGCCUCUGAGGGCUAUUAAGUACGGACAGGAUAAUGUUUACACAACUACAAAACCAAAAUACUUUUUUAACCACUACAAAACCACAAGGCAUAUUUCUAAUGAAAAAAGUUGCCUAUUGGUUAUUAAGUAAUUUUGAUAUUUGUCAUCAUGCACUAGCAAACCAUUCCUUUUUGGAAGAUAUUUUUGUGACUAACCCUGACAUGUGUCUGAUUUGCAAAUAUUUUCAAUGGUUAUAUGGUAUAUUUCACUAAACAUUUAUGAUAACAUAUUGUAAAGGAAUUUUCAUAUUAGAUUAUUUAAAAAAAAGAAAUGUAUAAUUUUAAUAAAGCUGGAAAUAUCUGGAUUUAGAGGACAGCAAGUGUGUAAUUAAUGUGUAUCAGUAUGUACAGACAUUAAAACCACUACUAAUGA
Molecule: messenger RNA, 1555 nt
Organism: Clupea harengus (Atlantic herring)
Lineage: Eukaryota; Metazoa; Chordata; Actinopteri; Clupeiformes; Clupeidae
Gene: rdh12l
Product: retinol dehydrogenase 12, like
Source: RefSeq, a predicted model, not a curated record